Molecule: messenger RNA, 2324 nt
Organism: Anthonomus grandis grandis
Lineage: Eukaryota; Metazoa; Arthropoda; Insecta; Coleoptera; Curculionidae
Product: GA-binding protein subunit beta-1-like
Exons: 12
Coding region: 110-1651 (513 amino acids)
Biological process (GO): positive regulation of transcription by RNA polymerase II
Cellular component (GO): nucleus
Molecular function (GO): transcription cis-regulatory region binding; protein binding
Source: RefSeq, a predicted model, not a curated record
AAAAGAUUGUGGUUAUGUUCAAAAGGGGCAACACUGGAGAGUAUCAGUUUUUACUAAAGUAUAUUGAGUAGUUUCAGUUUAUUGGGACAUAAUUGGAUUUAAUAAAAUAAUGAAACAGAGGGUCAUGAUAAAGGUCUUAAAAGAAGCCACAAAACCCAUAAGUGUGUUUUUAACUACACAGUCUUUAGUUAAAGAUAAAACUUCUGAAAAUAUCAGUUCAAUUCUUCCAGUAACACUUAACAGCACCGAUUCAACAGUAGCAGCCUCAUAUCAUUUCAAUGAAUUGGGAAAAAAUUUAUUGCAAGCAGCCGCAGAUGGUGAUUUGAAUGAAGUAAAUGAACUUUUAAGUAAUGGGUGUCCUUUCAUCGCUGACUGGUUGGGAGUAACUCCACUACACCUUGCUGCGCAGCAUAAUCAGUAUGAAAUAUGUGUGGCUUUACUUAAAGGAGGCAUAACAAAGGAUGCCAGAAACAAGGUUGAUAGAUCGCCCUUGCAUUUAGCUGUUUAUGAGGGACAUUUUAGAAUAGUUGAAUUGCUACUGGAACAUGGGGUGGAAGUUGACUGUGUUGAUAUGCUUAAUAUGACUCCUCUCCAUUGGGCAGUCCAAAACCAACAUCCAGAUAUAGUGGAAUUACUACUAAGACAUAAUGCAAGGAUAGAUAUUAAAAAUAAAUUUGAUCUUUCUCCUCUUGACAUUGCUAAGCAAGUAGAUAAUAUGGAUAUAACAGAUCUGUUUCAAGGUUAUGUAGAGAAUCCAGAACCUGCCAUACAGAACUUAUCAGAAGAACUUCAAAGUAUUGAGCAAAAUGAUCAUUUUACACCCACGAAUGACAUGGACAGUGAUAACCUACUCAGACCUGUGAUAAUAGUUGAUGAAAGCAAUUUUAUUAAUCUACAACAUUCACAGACUGAAGUUGUUAACAGUGAGGAUAGCAAUAACGAAUCUUAUUUAAUUAGUAUAUGUGAUAAUGACGAAAACUACACUCAGGCUAGUUCAAAAGACCCAGUGAUCAUAAACUUGGCUAAAGAUAUAAAUGAAGAACUGCCUCAGAUUAGUGAAAAAAGUGGAAGUAUCCCUUUAUCAAACCUAAAAUUACUUCAAUCAACGGAUGAAGAUAGUGAUAAUAAUUUCUCAGCAAUGCAACUGUUACAAGAGCAUGGAAUUACCAUGAUACCCAAUGAUGGCGAGGACAGUAGCAUUUUGAAUGCCGUUAUGGAAAAUGGGCAUUCUGUAGUAUUAACAGACAUUGGAAAGGAAGUUUUAAAUACAGUGAAACAACAAGAAGCAAACCAGGAGUCUUCAGUUGCAUUGAGUGAGCCUGAACCAAAUACAGUGAUAACAAUCUCUCCAGAGCAAUUUCUGUCGAUGACUACAGAAGCACAAACUACUGUGACUCCAGCACCUGUUAAUUUUGCGCUGCCUAAUAAGCCUAUAAAACGAAUUAUUAUGAAGAAAAAUCGUCUUACACCUUAUGGGAACAACUUGAAAGUGGUGCAUAAAACUAAUCUCAGCUUAGAUGGGGCUUUAAAGGAACUAGAAGAAGCCAAGAAAACGAUUGAGGAAUAUAAGACAAAGUUGGAAUUAAAAGAAAUGGAAUUGGAACGGUACAAAAAAAGGAUACAUGUAUUAUUAGUGGAUUCUUCCAAAUAAUGAAUGGAUUUCACUUUGUUUUUAUUUAUUUUAUAUACAUAGGUUUAUGUAACCUUAGGAUAUCAGACUUUGCUUUUUUUCUGUAAACAUCAUAAAACUGGGGUGACUGCCAGCUUUUGGAUGUUUUCUUAUCAAUAACUUUAUACAUAUGUUCAAGCCAAUAUUUAAAUUACUUACUACAUACUAAUGUGCCCUCUAAGAGGUCUUUUAGUAGUUUUCUAUAUCUGGUGUUCUAGGGUAGAAAUUUUGGAUCAAAUUGUUUUUUUUUUUCUUUUUAUUAUUCAAGUUAUUGGAGUGGAAUCAGUUUGUUUUUUAUAACCUUUGUUACCAUGUUAGGCUGUUGAGGUCCAGCCUUAUUGCUAGAAUUUUAAUUUUACGUUACUAUGACCGUACCUAUUAAUUUAAUUAAGUUCACAUCUUGAAUAUGGUGGUAAUUAAAGGUAUGGCUCAUUGAGCAAAGCUUUAAAUAAUUAUAUGGGGCCAAUUAGUACCUUAGUUUACAGGUUAUUGCCUAGUACUUUAUAUCUCAUAGUUGCUUGCCAUAGCAUUGACCUUUUUUUGAUAAUGGAAAAACGGUUUUAGCAGGACUAAUUGGUCACCUUAUAGUUAUCUUUUAGAAUAAGCUUAUUUUUAUAAAAGACUUUUUUUAAUAAAAUGUAUAAAAAGUUGAAAA